UACAAGAUGAUCAAAUCUGGCGAAAAUAACAGAUAUAAUCCAGAAUGGAGUAAUGGUUAUAGUUUUGACGACAGUUCGUAUGUUGGGUCGGUAGCCUAUUAAAGUAGACCUUGCCAACGCAGUGGUAACCAAUUAAUUAGACACAUGAACAAGCCGUAAUAUAAUUAUAUCCAAUUGAGUUUCAAAAUCAAAAUCAAAACACUUGCAAAUUCUUCUAUUUCAUAUUCAAAUUAUGGACGACUGGAAAUUUUAAGUUCAAAUGUGUUCCUCAAUUAUAGUUGAACGCAAAAUGUUAUUGUUGUUGUUGUUGUGUUCAUCCAAAAUUGUUCACUGGAAGUCAAUAUUUGGAAACUAAGAUUUAGUUGCUGUUUGAAUUACAUUCCGUACACAAGUAAAAAAACUGUCUUUACCAAUAUAUAAUACCAAAAGGAGAGAAAAAAUGGAUUUUGAUGAAGUACUUAAAGAAAUUGGAUCAUUUGGAUUGUAUCAAAAAAUUAUAAUAUGCACAGUACUAUUACCAGCAGCUUUACCUUGCGCAUUCCACGCUUACAGUCAAUUAUUUAUUGCGGCUACACCUAAGCAUUGGUGCAGAGUUCCUGAACUCGAACCUUGGACACCUGAUUAUCCUGUACUUGUCAAAAAUUUAAGCAUACCUGUUAGUAUUGAUAACAGCAGUAAUGAGUAUAUGGCAUGCAGUAUGUACAAUAGAAAUUAUUCGGAUAUCGUUAGAUAUUUGGAAUAUCGGACACCACUACAACUACAAAACGAUAAGGUUUGGCAGAUUGGAAGUCCAGUAAACACCAAAAUCAUUGACUGUCAACAUGGUUGGCUUUAUGAUAAGUCUAUGUAUCCUAGUACGGUUGUUUCUGAGUGGAACCUAGUCUGUGACAAAAGUUAUUUGGUUACAUUGGCUUUAGUCGUUUUUGGCAUUGGUGGCUUACUCGGGAAUUAUGUUUUCGGUUAUUUGCAAGAUUUCUGGGGUCGGCGACCUUCAUUCUAUUUAUAUUUAAUACUUGAGAUUACAGCUUGUGCGGCUAGUGCUUUCGCUUGGAACUAUUAUUCAUGGUUGGGAAUGCGUUUUGUAGUUGGUUGGACUGUACCAGCAAUACUAGCAUCGCCAUAUGUAUUAGCAAUUGAAUUGGUUGGACCGGAAAGACGUGUGUUCUGUACAAUUGUAUCGAAUAUAGCUUACUCAUGUGGACUUGUAUUAUUAGCAGGCAUUGUGUAUAUAAUACGCGAUUGGCGAUUCUUAACAUUAGCUGUUUCACUGCCUUUACUAUUGCUAUUCUCAUGCUUUUUUGUUUUACCAGAAUCACCACGUUGGCUUAUAGCCGUCGGUCAGCCCUUGAGAGCAGCCAAAAUUCUCAAAACAAUAGCACGUGUGAAUGGUUAUCAGAUACCCGUAAAUUUCGUCAGCAUCGUACAGCAAAAGCUAUUAACACCAAAAGUGGAAUCAAUUAAUGAACUUGAUAAAUCUUAUGGUAUACUCGAUCUGUUUCGUAGCACUAAUAUGCGUCGUAAAACUCUUAUUAUAACACUUAUUUGGUUUGCUAACACAAGUGUUUAUGUUGGACUAAGUUAUUACGCACCAGCUUUGGGUGGUAAUGAGAUUUGGAAUUUUUUUCUUGCCGGUGCAGUAGAAUUGCCAACAUAUCUUUUACUUUGGCCUGGUCUAAGCUAUAUCGGGCGUCGUUGGAUCCUUUGUGUAUCCAUGUUAUGUGGUGGCAUUGCAUGUGUAGCAACAUUUCUCUAUGCGCAAAAACCUGAGAUUAUGUUACUCUUGUACUGCAUUGGGAAAAUGGGCAUUUCAUCCGCUUUCGUAGUGCUGCCAUUGUUAGCUUCAGAGUUAUAUCCGACUGUCGUACGAGGUCUGGGUAUGAGUUUUAGUUCUGUGAUUGCCAUGAUCGGACCUAUUGUAAUACCAAUUAUAAAUCACAUGGGACAACAUAUGCUCGUUUUACCAUUAAUUGUCAUGGGCACUUUGUUAAUUAUUGGAGGUUUUGCUAGUUUACUUUUACCGGAAACAAGAGACAAAAAUCUACCGCAGACAAUAGAAGAUGGUGAAAAAAUUCCAUUAAAAUUUUUUUCUUGUUGCUGUGAAUCAACAAAAAAAACUCCAAUAAACAGAAACCAUAGUCCGGCCUCUGAACGUAGUGAGAACUAUGGACAUAGACGUAAGCGCAUUGUGUGUAGUAUUUGUAAAAAUGAAAUUAAAAAUUAUCGUUAAGUUGAAAUUCUGU
Molecule: messenger RNA, 2240 nt
Organism: Teleopsis dalmanni
Lineage: Eukaryota; Metazoa; Arthropoda; Insecta; Diptera; Diopsidae
Product: beta-alanine transporter
Exons: 7
Coding region: 440-2227 (595 amino acids)
Biological process (GO): transmembrane transport
Cellular component (GO): membrane
Molecular function (GO): transmembrane transporter activity
Source: RefSeq, a predicted model, not a curated record